This is a messenger RNA of Nezara viridula (southern green stink bug), 375 nucleotides long. Lineage: Eukaryota; Metazoa; Arthropoda; Insecta; Hemiptera; Pentatomidae. The record is from the annotation of a GenBank genome assembly.
AUGGGAAAAUUUGCAAUCGUUCGGAAAAUGUCCGGAAGCUUUGCUGAGGUUUCUAGAUUCGCAGCUCGGUUGUCUCCUUAUCUGGAUAAAUAUUCUCACUUUACAUUUCUGAGGCCGACUCCCCUUAGUUUUUCAUCUAACGUUACCUUGUCACUAUGUGGAGGGAGGGAGUACUGUAAAGCUUAUUCCAUGAGGCCGGCUCUGCCGAAGGAGGCUAUAACGGACACAUUAUCCACUUCAGCUGAGAACAGCUCUUCUUCUAUAAAAGCCAAAAAUUCAUCGAAGACCAGUGCCAUUAGAGCCAGAGCUAGGAUUGAUGAUGCUAGAAAGCAGUCUUUCUCUAUUCGACCUCUUGGGAACAACCUCGAAUCUUAA